CGGACGUGGCCUGGCCACCCUGCAUUAAAGUGCCCUUGACGCGCGCUCCAACCAGUCGCUCCUGAUAGAAAAAGAGCGAAAGAAGUCAAGUGGGCGGGUUGAACCGAGGACGCGCGUGGACGCGAUCAGCGAGUCUUUGGGCGGACGUCGACCACGCAGGACGUCACAUUGAAGCAUUCCGAGUGUGCGUCUCACUUUACGCCACAAGCUGCACACGCACAUCCCGCUCAAGUCCACCAUGAGGACGCACGUAUGGAUUUACCAGGCGCUGGUGUGCGCGCUUCUAUGCAUGAUGGACACAGGUGACUGUCGAAAGAGAGGGCAGUCCUUGCAGCGCUACGAAAAGUCUGAAAACUACCUGCUGGUCUGUCCCGAAUGCCCGCAAUCGCCUGUUGUGCGCAACAGCUCGCAGGAACAGUGCGCCCGCAAGUGCAAGAAAGUCAAGAAGCACUUCAACUGCAGGGCCUUUAACUUCCACAAACACAACAGGAAAUGCCACUUGCUUCCCUUCGACCGUUUCAGCCACGGCGUGCAGAAGCAGCCCAACGGCAACUUCACGCUGUACGAAAAGAAAGAUUACAUAAGGGAGUGUAUCAUGGGACCCAAGGACAACUACAGAGGGAGGAGGUCUUGGACCAAGUCGAACAUAACGUGUCAAGCAUGGUCUGAUAAUAACAUCAAUGAACACACGUUUUAUCCCGAUAGGUACCCAAGGCAAGACCUGAGGGAGAAUUUCUGCAGGAAUCCCAAUAAAGACCCCGGCGGUCCAUGGUGCUACACCACCGAUCCCAACGUGCGAGCCGAGGAGUGUGGCGUGCCACAGUGUUCAGAGGACGUGUGCAUGACGUGCAACGGCGAGGAUUACAGGGGCAAAGUUGACCAAACUGAGAGUGGCAAAGAGUGCCAGAGAUGGGACUCCACCAGGCCCCACAAGCAUUCCUUCCUGCCCAAAAAGUACAAGGACAAAGGCUUAACAGACAACUAUUGCCGGAACCCGGACAAUCGCCUCCGUCCGUGGUGCUACACGAUGGAUCCCCAAACUCCCUGGGAGUACUGCAACAUCACCAUAUGUGAAUCCGACUCCAGCGAGGAUCCAGAUGUGAACGCGACGACGUCGUGCGUAAGGGGAAGGGGCCGAGAGUACCGCGGCACCAUGAAUGUGACUCCCGAGGGGGUGACGUGUCAGCGUUGGGACUCUCAGUUCCCCCAUCAACACUCCUUCCUUCCCGACAACUUCAAAUGCAAGGACCUCCGGGAAAACUUCUGCCGCAACCCGGACGGGUCCGAGUACCCGUGGUGCUUCACCAGCGAUCCCAACCAGCCACGGGCCAAUUGCACGCACAUCCCCAGGUGUGACGCCCCAGCCGCCAAGAAAACCGAGUGCUAUGAGGACAACGGCGAGGCGUACCGGGGCGCCUUAGCGGUCACGCGCUCGGGGAUUCCUUGCGCCGACUGGUCCCGUCGCAUCAACAGCGGGGAUUCUCACUCUACACUAUCCCAUGUAGGGCUGGACAAGAACUACUGCCGCAACCCGGACCGGGACAAGCACGGCCCCUGGUGCUACACUGACCCCAACACCCGCCUGGCAUGGGACUACUGUAAACUAAAGAAAUGUGAUUCCAAAAUAUCCAAGUUUCCAAAUGCGACUCAAGCACCCCCUCGUCCCUCCCCGACUGUCCCCAAGAUAUCAUGCUUCGUCCACAUCACCACUCGCAUCGUCGGGGGCCACCAAGUGCGAGGGGCGGACGGCAGCUGGGUCGUGAGCAUCCAGAGAGAAAAGAUCCAUUUGUGUGGCGGUGCUUUGAUCCGAGAAGAUUGGGUGUUGACUGACCAGCAAUGCUUCACUUCCUGCGUUCCGGAUUUGAGGGAGUACAGCGUGCAAGUCGGCCUCCACCACCUGAACGACUCGUCCCGUCACCCCCGACUCGGAAUUUCUCGCCUAAUCUGCGGCCCAGAGGGAUCCAACCUGGUCAUGCUGAAACUGGCCGACCCCGCACCUGUUUCCGAGGGCGCCACCACUAUUCAUCUACCUGUCAAAGAAUGCCACAUCGCCGAGGGUACAAACUGCACCAUGUACGGAUGGGGGGAAACCAAAGAUAAAGAACGACAAAAGGCGCUGAACGCGGUGAACAUGCCGAUGGUGAACGACGACAAAUGCGCUCGAAUCAAAGGCGACGCCGGAGACAGCCGAAUUUGCGCUGGGGGUACCAGAGGAGAAGGCGUGUGUGAAAGAGACAACGGCGGUCCUCUGGUGUGCCGUGAGCAAGAGCGCCAAGUAGUGGCGGGAAUCAGCAUCCAGCGCACCAAGUGCGCGUCGUCGCGGCCGGCGCUCUUCGUCAACGUGGCGUUCUACUCGCAAUGGAUUUACAAAGUCUUCAAGCUUUACCCGAGCCCCGAAACGAACUGACCGGGUGGGAAUAAACCUGCGAGGACCGAAACUUUUUUUUUCAGGGAACAAGAAAAAAAAACGCAGACUACCAAAUGGAAUCCCCGUAACGGUGAAGAUUUUGUGAAGCCGAUCGUGACAAAAUUUCCUGGGAUUUACUUGAAUACGCCGACGGAGAGGACGACGGAACGGAUGCUGCUUUGGUGCCCCCGGCGGGCCGUGCCAGCUCACUCGGCUAGUUUUCUCUCGAAACCCGUGGACGGAUUUUAGGAUGCGAGUUUAUGGGUCUCAUAGAUCCGACUUCCUCUCGCCGCAAAUGAUGUUUGAUAUAUUUAAGAGAGAAGUAGUUUUGCUGUAUUUAUUGGCCACUGCGGUCCAAAUGUUGUCAAUUAAGACCAAAUGAGCACACACAAAAAGUUCCGCGUCCUGAUGGUUUUCUUGCGAAAUGAAGAUAUUAUUGGCUGCCGACUGUUUGUGUUAGAAUGAUUGUGUUUCUUAACAUCUGGACCGGGAGAAAUUAAUUCCAGUCGAUCAUAUCUAAAGAGAAUUAAGAAGGUUUUCAUAUUUAAAAAAAUAUAUAUAUCCAUUUCCUUCAACUGACUGUUGCGCAAUCCUAAUAUGAAACACGUUUUUUCUUAUACAGUAUUUGUAUAUUUUUUACUAACUCUUAUUUAAUUGACUGUGUACAUAGCCCAAGUGUAAAUUUGUGUAAAUAUCACAUGGUAAUAUUUUUUAACUUCACAGCAACAGGCUGAAUUUAUUUUUUUAUAAUGUCUAUCAAAGCUGCUAUUUUUGGCCUUCUGACCUUUUGGUUUGGAUCUGCUCCAUUAUUCCCAUUUCAAUAAAAACAAAACCACUCGUGAAACUGCAGCGAGGCACAAAAGCAUCAUGCUGACAUGAUUUUUAAAAAAUGACAUUCUUUCAGUUAAUGGAUAUGCAAAACUACAGUGUUUUAUUGAAAUUGAGCAAAGAACUGAAAAUGGCGGAUAUCAGAGUGUGAGGUGAGCAUAAAUCUUGAGAGACAGCGAGAACCAAAAGUAUU
Corythoichthys intestinalis (scribbled pipefish) is the source of this 3428-nucleotide messenger RNA. RefSeq names its product hepatocyte growth factor a (gene hgfa). Gene Ontology annotation, molecular function: serine-type endopeptidase activity; signaling receptor binding. NCBI's taxonomy places the organism in Eukaryota, Metazoa, Chordata, Actinopteri, Syngnathiformes, Syngnathidae. Gene Ontology annotation, biological process: proteolysis; positive regulation of protein phosphorylation; hepatocyte growth factor receptor signaling pathway. The record is from RefSeq and is a predicted model, not a curated record. Bases 239 to 2407 code for a protein of 722 amino acids. The transcript is spliced from 18 exons.